CACGGCGCGACGCGGCGCGGAGGACAGUCGGCGAAAUUGCGGCGGUCACACCAUGUUGAAUCGAGCUCGAGGAGGAGGGGGGGGGGAGGGCGGGAGGGGACAGUCGGUCAGAAGGGAGUCAUUCGGCGUUAAUCGGCGUGGUAAUCGGCGCACGUCCCUUCGCGGCGGACUCGCCGAUCUCCGACGAGGGAGCGACGAUGAUCUCCGGUCGUCCCGUGACUCCCUCGGCUCGUCUGGCGCGUAUCCGCCGCGCGAAACCGCAGUUGCAUCUCCCGCGCAUGUCACUCCCCCCCUGUCGUAUUGGAGAUAAGUAUAUAGGUGCAGCGCGGGCGCAACUCUCUCUUUCUCUCUCCCUUUUCCUCUCUCUCGUUCCCUCGACGACCGAGGAACGAAAUUCGAAUCGCGCCACGAUGCAGAUACCGAGAGUUGAUUAGGGCUCUUCGAUCGUCGCUCGUAUUCGAUCCCAGGUGUGCUCGAGCCAAGUGACAGGACCAUCGUGGGCGAGACGAACUGUUGCUCAUCGCGUUAAACUCCUCGUCAUGACAGGCGCUAUCACUACCGAUAUUAAACUAUCGAGAUGUAACGGUCAACCGUGGGGCUUUCGACUUUCCGGAGGCGUGGACUUUGCUUUUCCUCUAACCGUCGUCAGGGUGAUGAUCGGGGGCCUGGCCCACGCGACCGGUCUGCAAGCGGGCGACGUGAUCGUCCGAUUGAACGGGGAGCCAAUAAGUCAUCUCACACACGCGCAAGUCCACGAUAAGCUCGUCGGUAUCGGCGACGAUGUCGUUCUGUCCGUCAUGCGGAGUCACGAGAUCGCGCGGCGACAACAACAGCAAUAACCGGACGGCCG
Molecule: messenger RNA, 850 nt
Organism: Pogonomyrmex barbatus (red harvester ant)
Lineage: Eukaryota; Metazoa; Arthropoda; Insecta; Hymenoptera; Formicidae
Product: PDZ and LIM domain protein 1
Biological process (GO): muscle structure development; actin cytoskeleton organization
Cellular component (GO): filamentous actin; stress fiber; Z disc
Molecular function (GO): actin binding; muscle alpha-actinin binding
Source: RefSeq, a predicted model, not a curated record